Molecule: messenger RNA, 2460 nt
Organism: Schistosoma guineensis
Lineage: Eukaryota; Metazoa; Platyhelminthes; Trematoda; Strigeidida; Schistosomatidae
Source: the annotation of a GenBank genome assembly
AUGAGAAAUAACUUGAAAGAUAUAAUGCAAAUGAUUAAACUUUAUAAUUUAUUUCUUUUAAUCAUUUUAUCAUAUAAUAUAUAUGGUCAAUAUAUAAAAACAUUACCGGAUCAUUUGAAUAGAUUCAAGUUUCCUGUUAGAUAUCUUUCAGAAAAACAUUAUUUACCAAAUAUACUAUCAUCAUCAUCAUCAUCAUCAUCAUCGUCGUCGUCGCCAUCGACAAAGGAAAGAGUGGUAGCAGUUCCAGCAGCUUCUGUAGCACAAUUAACUUCAUCAUCAUCUUCUCUGAUGUUUCCAUCUUUUAUACAAAGCAAACUUCAACGUAAAUUUUCUGAUUUCCAUGAUAAAUUUUAUUUUGAUGAUGCAUCCGUAUUAUCUGCUUCUAAUUCUUAUUCAUCAGAAAAUAAUCUUCCAUUGAAUAGUAAAACUGCUAGCAACAACUCAACUACUAUUACUACUACUACUAACAAUAAUAAUAAUAAUAAUAAGAUUAUUAUUGAUGAAAUCAAUGAUAAUUUACAAACUUCCUAUUUAUGGAAUAAAGAACAAGAAUUAAAUCCAUACAGACAACAAAUAGCUCAACAAUCACGUCUACUAAAUCAAUAUUCUGAUAUGAAAAGAACAAAAUUUAUGAAAUUGCCUACCUCAUCAUCAUCAUCUUUUCAACCGCUUACAAUAUACCCUUCAUCACUUAUACAAAGUGCAUAUAAUAAAAGUUUAUCAAAUUAUGUUGAUCAUCAAAAUAAACAAUUAAAGCAUAGAACUCAAUUAAAAUGGCAAAAUCCAGUAAUUAAUUCAAUAAAAUUCAAUAAACAGAAUAAAAGUAAUACAGAAGAGAAAGUACCUCAAAUUAAAGGACGUUGGUGGUUAGAUACGAUAGCUAAACUUCUACAUUCACAUCCAUUAACUCUGUCUGGUAAUUCACGGAGUUUAUAUAAUCCAAUCAUUGAAAUUUAUGCUGAAAACAAUCAAUCACCAUCCAUUGAAAUGAAUGCAGAAACUAUGAUACCAUGGAAUAAUGUACCAGGAUUAAAUUAUCAGAAUGAAAGACAAAUUGUUCCGUAUGUGAACCAUGAAAUUCAUGCUGGCUCUAGUAACAAUAAUAAUAAUAAUAAUAAUAAUAAUCAAAACCAUCCGUCAGUUUAUGGAUGGAGACGACAGAUUUUCGAUCCUAUCUCACAUAAUACAGCAUGGAUAGAACAUCAUCUCAGACAACGUAUACAACGUUACAAACAAUGGUUAUCACCAAAACAAUGGAAACAAUUUUUAACAGAUGAUUCUACAACUAUUGGCAGUCGAAUGAAUGCACCGGCUAAAUUUAAUCUUGCUUUAUUUGAAGCUGCAGUAGUUGGUGUAAGACGUGCAGUAGCUGAAUGUCGUUAUCAGUUUCGGCAUGAAAGAUGGAAUUGUAGUCAAGUGCUUGAUGAUGAAACUGCUUUAUUUGGAAACAUUUUACUGAAAGGUAUACCACAAACUGCAUUUAUUUAUUCAAUUAUCAAUGCUGGAAUAGUUCAGUCUGUAGCUGAAGCAUGUUUAAAUCAAAUCGAUAAUUGUCCAUGUAAUAAUCGAGGUAGACAAGAACCAUUUUCAGAUUGGCAAUGGCAAGGAUGUGAUCAUAAUAUUCAUUAUGGUAGAAGAUUUUCACGACGUUUACUCGAUACAAUGGAACGUGGUUCACAUAUAAGAUUUGAAAUGAAUUUACAUAAUAAUGGUGUUGGUCGACAAUUAGUUAUUAAAAAUAUGGAACGUUAUUGUCGAUGCCAUGGAACAAGUGGAUCGUGUACCUUAAGAACCUGUUAUCGAAGAACACCACGAAUGAGAACACUUGGAACUUUGUUAAAACAUAUAUAUGAUCAUGAUUUAGUACAAGUUAAACUAGAUUCCAGUAGUCUGCGAUCGACCCGUAAUACUUAUGAAGAUAAGCAAGAGACUUCUUCCUCUACAUCAAAUCAUUUUAAACAUUCAUAUUUAGAUAAAGCUAUCAAAUUUAUACCUUAUCAGAAAAACAUGAAAAAACAAUUAUCCCCAAUAUUAUCAUCUAUAUCCAAUGACUAUUAUGAUAGAAACGCCAAUAAUGUAAAGAAAACUCCCAAAAAAUCCAAUUUGAUUAUUAUAAACCCAACAAAAACAACAACUAUUCAUUCACCCAUGUUAACUAAAUCCAAUGAACUAAUGAAUCAUUCAAUACAUCCACAUUUAUCCCAAUUAGUUUACUAUGAAUUAAUAAAUGAGAAAUUGUUUUGUCAUUCUAAUUCAUUUUAUCAUAUAUUAGGUACAAAAGGUCGUUUAUGUAAUUCAUCUUCAAUUUAUAUGAAUAAUUGUCAUCAUUUAUGUUGUGGUCGGGGUUAUAUAACACAUCAUUAUUAUAUUAUGGAAUCAUGUCAUUGUAAAUUUAUAUGGUGUUGUCGUGUUGAAUGUCAACAAUGUUUAGUAUUAAAAAAAGUAGAAACUUGUAUUUAA